Messenger RNA from Manacus vitellinus (golden-collared manakin), 1574 nucleotides. RefSeq names its product UDP-N-acetylglucosamine pyrophosphorylase 1 (gene UAP1). Gene Ontology annotation, molecular function: UDP-N-acetylglucosamine diphosphorylase activity. The transcript has 9 exons. The record is from RefSeq and is a predicted model, not a curated record. Gene Ontology annotation, biological process: UDP-N-acetylglucosamine biosynthetic process. The annotation marks the transcript as partial. NCBI's taxonomy places the organism in Eukaryota, Metazoa, Chordata, Aves, Passeriformes, Pipridae.
UGCCAUAUCCCCUGGUACAUCAUGACAAGUGGCCGCACUAUGGAGUCCACCAAGGAAUUCUUCCAGAAGCAUUGUUAUUUUGGCUUGAAGAAGGAAAACAUCAUCUUCUUCCAGCAGGGCAUGCUGCCUGCCCUGGGGUUCGAUGGAAAAAUCCUGCUGGAGGAGAAGGGCAAGAUUGCUAUGGCACCAGAUGGCAAUGGGGGCCUGUACCGGGCCCUGGGUGCACACGGCAUCGUGGACGACAUGGAGCGGAGGGGUGUGCAGAGUGUCCAUGUGUACUGCGUGGACAACAUCCUGGUGAAGGUGGCUGACCCCAGGUUCAUUGGGUUCUGCUUGGAGAAGGGAGCAGACUGUGGGGCUAAGGUGGUGGAGAAGACCAACCCCACGGAGCCGGUGGGUGUGGUGUGCCGAGUGGAUGGUGUGUACCAGGUGGUGGAGUACAGCGAGAUCUCCCUGGCCACUGCCCAGAAACGGGGCCCGGACGGGCGGCUGCUCUUCAACGCAGGCAACAUCGCCAAUCACUACUUCACCACUGCCUUCCUGAAAGAUGUAGUCAACACUUAUGAACCACAACUGCAGCACCAUGUAGCUGAGAAGAAGAUCCCACAUGUGGACAUCACUACAGGGCAGUUAAUCCAACCCGAGAAGCCCAAUGGGAUUAAGAUGGAAAAAUUCGUCUUUGACAUCUUCCAGUUUUCCAAGAAGUUUGUGGUGUACGAGGUGCUGCGUGAGGACGAGUUCUCUCCCCUGAAGAACGCAGACAGCCAGAAUGGCAAGGACAACCCCACCACAGCCCGACAUGCCUUGAUGUCCCUGCACCACUGCUGGGUUCUCAAUGCAGGGGGGCACUUUGUGGACGAAAACGGCACACGCAUCCCUGCCAUCCCUCGCAUCCCAAACGGAAGGUCCGCUGCCACGCCAGCAGAUGUCAAAGACAACUUGAAGGAUGCAAACGACCUGCCAAUCCAGUGUGAAAUUUCUCCCCUCGUGUCCUAUGGAGGAGAAGGUCUGGAAAAGUACGUGAAGGACCGAGAGUUUCGCGCACCUCUGAUUAUUGAUGAGGAUGGGAUCCACGAGCUGGUGAAGAAUGGGAUGUAGUGGCAGCGGGGUGCCCAAGCAGGGCUGUCCAUCCCGCCAGAAACUCAGACACAUGAAGGUUUAUAGCUGUGACUGGUUGGGGCUGGUCCUGCUCACUCCAGCCUUGUGCAGGGGAGGAUGUGGCCCACUUGGUUCUCAGCACGUUGUAUGCUUCUAUUUAUAUUUUAAUUUAAAAACCAAACACUUUAUGGAUUCCCCUGCCAAGAAGCACAGCUAUGGCAUGGUGCUCUUUGCACUCCAGGCUGUGGGCAUUUAUUUUUAAACAUGUAUAUAGUAGUACUCAUUGUACAUGCAGAGAGAGGAUUUUUAUGGUACGGGGCUGGGAUUAAUCUUGAAUUUUUAUUUUUCUUAAAUCUACAUGACUAUUUUUUUUUAAUAGGGUCCUUGUCAUUGCCCAUGUCCCUCCUUUUAGUCAUCCUUUCUACGUUGCACAACUGGAAGCACCCAAUUAAACUCUGAGUCCCUCCUGUUUGUCA